Pelobates fuscus (common spadefoot toad) is the source of this 1944-nucleotide messenger RNA. RefSeq names its product abhydrolase domain containing 11 (gene ABHD11). Gene Ontology annotation, cellular component: mitochondrion. The coding region runs from base 81 to 1010 and encodes 309 amino acids. The record is from RefSeq and is a predicted model, not a curated record. Gene Ontology annotation, molecular function: carboxylic ester hydrolase activity. Lineage: Eukaryota; Metazoa; Chordata; Amphibia; Anura; Pelobatidae. The transcript has 6 exons.
GUAACGUCGCCUCUGACGCAAUCACGCAUCUGACGUACACCAGGAAGCCGGUAUUCCAUCAACAGAGCCGCUGUGUGAAAAUGCCCCCGCUCCCGCUCCCUAGCUGCGCGCGCCAUGGCCGGCUCAUCUCGCGGCUCCUGCUGUGGCGAUGGCAGAGCAGCAAAGCGCCCGGGCCGCAGGUCACGCAGCGAGAAACCCACGGAGGGGUGGUGACCUUGUCGUAUGACUUAUUUGAAGGAACUGCAUCAGAAGAAACUCCUUUAGUGUUACUGCAUGGGCUGUUUGGAAGCAAGUCAAACUUCCAAUCUAUUGCUCGGGCCUUGGUGCGCAAGACAGGUAGAAAGGUGUUGACGCUUGAUGCUCGUAACCAUGGUAACAGUCCACAUACUAAUAUUAUCACUUACCCUGCGAUGAGUGCUGAUGUGAAGCACGUCUUGGAACAUCUUCAUAUUCCCUCCUGUGUACUUAUUGGACAUAGCAUGGGGGGUAAGACUGCCAUGACCCUGGCACUGCAGGAACCUCAGCUGGUAGAACGUUUGGUAUCUGUGGACAUCAGUCCUGUUCCAACUAGCCCACAGUCUGGUUUUCCACAGUACAUUGCUGCAAUGCAGAGCUUGCAGUUGGUAGAAAAAGUGCCUCGAUCUACCGCCAGAAGACUAGCGGAUGAGCAGCUUAGUGCCACUGUGAAGGAAGAAUCAGUUCGCCAGUUCCUACUCACUAACCUGGUUCAAGAAAAUGAACAUUUCAAAUGGAGAGUGAAUCUUGAUGCCAUUUCUCACCAUCUGCAUGAUCUCCUAGAUUUUCCAGAAUUCAACAAGCCCUAUCCUGGACCUACACUGUUCCUAGGAGGAGCCAAGUCUCCAUAUAUUAGUUCAGAGAACUAUCCUGAAAUAGAACGACUCUUCCCUUUUUCCAAUGUGGAAUAUAUUCAAGGUGCCGGGCACUGGGUACAUGCUGAGCAGACACGGGACUUCCUCAGUGCCAUCUGUAACUUUCUGCAGGAACCAUAAUAGAACUUUGGCUAACUUGUGCCACAUGGGUUCAGAGAUUUAAUGAUCGGAAGGACAACAAGCCCUUGGAUGACAGAGAAGUUGUUAUCAGAAGAGAGGCAGUAAUUGAGAAGAUUUUACUAUUUGCAAAAAACAUCCUGUGUAGUCAAACUGGUACAUGAACUUGACAUAUUAAGAGAGAGAAAUUUGUCAGAAUGAGAUUUAGAUCAACUGUGUGUAACUUUUGUUUUUGUGUUGGUUAUGUUGGCUGCAUUUAUUAUCGUUUACAUUUCAUGCAUACCAUGAGGUUUUAUUUAAAAUCCCAUAGGAGAUAGUUCUCAGUUAUUUACCCAUCUCAAAACCUGAUGUCUUCCAGAAUAUCCAUUACUUAGAUCCGCUGCUAGAGCCACACGAUUGGAACAGAUAGAGCGCAGUGCAAAAAAAUAAUAAUAAUAGAUAUUUGUUUUAUGCAUUAUACCUAAUGCAUGGUAUUUGCAAAGCCUGUUUGCCUAUUUGCUUUGCUAUAUGUUCUGUAUGGAAGAGUAUACAGUGAUACGCACACAAACCUACUCCUAUUAAAAAAUUUAUGAGAGGCACCCUGAUGAGAAACGAAUACUCUUUCAGCUUCUUCUACCUCCCUGAGUGCUUAUUCAGUUUUGUUUGUUUUUAAUAAAAAGUUGUGCCAACCAGAAUUUGCUGGGAUAAUAUAGUAAUUUCCUUGUUUUACCAGGUAACACCAUGCUAGAAUCAUAUGUUGAGGAUUUAUUGCAAUUGAGCUGUAUUAUGUCAUGUGUUUAUUGUAGUUCUGGGGAAGCUGUAUCGAUGACAAAGUUGCAAAGUAAUAGAUUUUAAUAUAUUGUAAUAGCGGUUUUUAUUGGACUAACAAUGUUUUUGAAUGGUAAGCUCUCUGGAGUUAGUUAUUUUACCUGACAUUUAUAUUUAUUUUUAAAACAAA